Drosophila suzukii is the source of this 1613-nucleotide messenger RNA. The record is from RefSeq and is a predicted model, not a curated record. Lineage: Eukaryota; Metazoa; Arthropoda; Insecta; Diptera; Drosophilidae.
AUGAUGUGCAUUAGAAAGCCUUGUUCAAUAUUGUUAUUAACAACACAUUUAAAGAUUUCUGCUCGAACCGAAUUUACCAACUUUAAGUGUAAGUCCUUGGAUAAGGAAUUUUCCGAUUUUGAGUAUUGCACUCUAAAGGCAGUAAACCGAUCGUACAAGUACAUCUCCACAAAGGUCAAACUCUUCCAAGUUCCCGUUACCAAAGUUAAGGUUAACUUUGGACUUUAUAAACGGUUCAGUGGUUAUAGGCCGUUCCUAUAUAAUGUAACCGUGGAUGCGUGUAAUUUUUUGAAAAACAAAAAGCGCAAUCCAAUAGCUAGCUACUUUUACGACUUUAUCAAGGAUAUAUCCAACAUGAAUCAUACCUGUCCCUUCGAUCACGAUCUUGUUUGGGAUAAGCUUUCCACGGAGCAUAUAAACCACCGUGUUACGAACAUACUAUCCUUUCCAGAAGGGGAUUACAUGAUGGAGAUGCAUUGGAUAGCAUAUGACAUAGUCCGCGCUGUGGUCAAUAUAUACGUGACUCUUUCAUAGUCAAGGAUACUUUUCUGUACUUCAAAAUAAAUGUAAUUACAUUAUCUUCGCUUUAUUGACGCCGCGUCGUAAUGAUUUUACAUACUAUGUCCCACUUUUAUGGACAAGGAAUAAAGUUGCGGUAUGAUGAUAUGGUAUUUCUGGUUAUCUUUGAAAUGGUGAUUGCACAAUGUUCCAGUGUUCCAAUGUUCCAGUCAAUUAAAAAUAUCUGAUCGUGUUUUAAAAAAAAAAAUAACAAAAUUAACUUUUAAACAAACUAAAAUAAUCGCACUCAGUUAUAUCCAUUUGGAUAUAUCGCUUAAUCUGGAAGUUCAGAAUAAUUAAAAGUGACUGACUUAGAAUGGAAAAUUUUCCUUUAGUUUUACAAAUCAAAAUGUGUCCAUUAAAACGUUUUUGCUUUGGCCUUAGAACCCAUAAUUAUUUUAACCUUUAACAUCCUUACUGUACUUCCUAAAAAUUAUAUAUUUUCCUUAUUGUCGAAGUAUUGAAAUCUUUUAAGUUUAAUUGUACGGUACCAAUUAAAAAAGCAUGAUCCAGUCAACUGCAUCAAGCUAUAAAUAAUAAUUAAAGAAAUUUAAAUAAUCGAUAGACUAUCAUCAUUACUUUUAGCAUGGGCAAAUCAUUUAUUCGCAGAUGAUAACUGAACUGAAUAAUCAAAGGUGAUGGAGGCAUACUACAAAUUUUGAAAUUUGUUUAUCUUAUGACCUCCAUGAAAAAAAUUUAUUCAAUAAACAUUUUUGGUUUGGUGUUUUGUUGACUUUAUCUGGGAUAAAUCAGGUCAGUUGGUAAAAAAGUUAAUUUUAAAAACAAGAGAAACAUCGACUAUCAAAUACCCGUUACUCAGCUAGGGGAGUGCAAGGAAAAUAUACGUUUGAGACGCAUUGGAUCACUAUUGAAGAUUUCCGCUCAGUAACCAAGUUUAUUUGGAUCUUUUGUAACCCAAAGCAAAUUCUUAAAAAAUUCUAGGCAAAUCAUUUUGUUUUUUAAAGGUUUUUAUUAAAUAGUAUAGAUAACAGCUACGAAGAAAACGGUUGUAAUGAGAGAAGUUCUUAACUGGCCCGGCAACUUUGAGAUGAAAU